AUGGCGGUAUUUCGGGACAUGGAGGAGGUGAGCCAGGGACUGCUCGGUCUGCUCAACCCCAACCGAGCCGGGGCGCGAGUGCGGCGGCUCCUGGGGAGGCAGGAGCGGAUGAUCGAGAGGCUGCUGGACACGAACAAAAGCACUCAUCGGCUCCUCUCAGAGAUCCUUGCUAUGGAGGAAGAUGUGGCCCAGAAACUAAUUGAUGAGAAAGAAACAGCACAACACGUUGAAUCCAAGUUACAGAAAUUUGAAUCUGAGCUUCAGAAGACCAGCGAGAAGGAUGCCAGUCUACAGGCUGAUCUCCAUCUGUUGACGAAAGAGCUGGAAGAACUCAAGGAAAUGGAAGAAGACCUCACAAAGACAGAAGGAGAAGUGGAUGAAGAUACAACUGUUGUGAUCCCUUCAGCUAUGUAUAUAUCUCAACUUUAUCAUCGGGUCAGUAAAAUUGAGUGGGAUUAUGAAUGUGAACCAACUGUGAUCAAAGGCAUUCAUCAUGGUCCCAGUAUUGCCCAGCCUAUCCAUUUUGACAGCACCCAGCACUCUAAGAAAUUUAUCAGUGACUAUCUCUGGAACUUGGUGGACACACAGUGGUGA
Trichosurus vulpecula (common brushtail) is the source of this 594-nucleotide messenger RNA. It is a transcript of the gene SPC24, whose product is annotated as SPC24 component of NDC80 kinetochore complex. Lineage: Eukaryota; Metazoa; Chordata; Mammalia; Diprotodontia; Phalangeridae. The transcript is spliced from 5 exons. Bases 1 to 594 code for a protein of 197 amino acids. The record is from RefSeq and is a predicted model, not a curated record.